UGGUUUACAAUAAUGGGGCUGGGAAGGCAGACAAACGCUGGCGGCAAUGAAAGAUCCUGUUUCAAGAUCUGAUCGAGCUUCAUUUCGGGGCGACGUUUAGAUAAGUGAUCGGAUGAAUGUGCCCUUCCGUUUUGUGUCAUAUUUUUUUUGAGUACAUGAGGUUGCCAAGAUGACUAAUCAUCUGAAGCUCAAGAAGUGAAGGCUGGAAUACGUCCCGAAUGAACGAACAGCUGACAUUUAGGAUACCACAAGAAAAGUUUUUGCAUUCAUUUACAGGAUGCGUGUUUAGUGAUACUUUCCUUUUUCCCUCUUUGUUUGGAAUAUUUAACUUGGAGCGUUUUCUUGGUAAUAUUUAACCAUAUUUAUUGCUGAACUGGUCCCUACUUGGCAGCUUUAAAAUGACACUUUAUGUGGAGGGUAUAAGUAAAGAACCACCCAACAAAAGGAUGGCUCAGUUCCAGGAAAUGAUGCGGCAGCAGCUGGAGAGCUCCAUGCACGCCGAGCUGGAGAAAAUGCUGGACACGGCCACAGGGGCGGAGAAAGAGGUUUCCAGGAAAGAUUUCGAUGGCUUCAAGAAUCUCUUCCAUAGAUUCCUGCAGGUGAAGGGGCCGUCGGUGGAGUGGAUCAAGAUCCGGAGACCACCGGAAGAAUCUAUUCAUCCCUAUGAUAAGAUUGCUGCUCGAGGCCUGCCAGACAAUGUGGCCCACAGCUUAAACAAACUUGUGGUAGUAAAACUGAAUGGAGGCCUGGGUACCAGCAUGGGAUGCAAAGGCCCCAAAAGCCUGAUCAGCGUCCGCAACGAGAACACCUUCCUGGACCUCACCGUGCAGCAGAUAGAGCAUCUGAACAAGACGUACAACACAGAUGUUCCCCUGGUCCUCAUGAACUCCUUUAACACAGAUGAAGACACAAAUAAAAUCCUGCAAAAGUACAUCCACCACCGGGUCAAGAUUCACACCUUUAACCAGAGCAGGUACCCUCGCUUGAACAAAGAGUCACUCCUUCCUGUGGCUACAAACCUGAGCAUGAGUGGUCAGAACGCAGAGGGCUGGUACCCCCCCGGUCACGGCGACAUCUACGCCAGCUUCUACAACUCAGGCCUGCUGGACCAGCUGAUCGCAGAGGGCAAGGAGUACAUCUUCGUGUCCAACAUUGACAAUCUGGGCGCCACCGUCGACCUGCACAUCCUGCACCACCUGGUCAGCCAGCCCAACGGCAAACGCUGCGAGUUCAUCAUGGAGGUGACAGAUAAGACACGUGCUGAUGUCAAGGGAGGCACACUAAUCCAGUAUGAAGGAAAGCUGCGUCUGCUGGAAAUCGCCCAGGUACCCAAAGCCCACGUGGACGAAUUCAAGUCCGUUUCAAAGUUCAAGAUCUUCAACACCAACAACCUGUGGAUCUCUUUGGCUGCUAUCAAGAGGCUGCAGGAGCAGAAGGCAAUGGACAUGGAGAUCAUAGUCAACCCCAAGACGCUUGACGGUGGGCAAAAUGUCAUCCAGCUGGAGACGGCGGUCGGAGCAGCCAUCAAAUGUUUUGACAACGCCCUGGGAAUAAAUGUUCCCCGCAGCCGCUUCCUCCCCGUCAAGACCACAUCGGACCUGCUGUUGGUCAUGUCCAACCUGUACAGUCUGGAGGCCGGCUCCCUCACCAUGAGCCCCAAGAGAGAGUUCCCUUCAACGCCGCAUGUCAAACUAGGCAGCUCUUUCACCAAGGUUCAGGAGUACUUGACCCGCUUCGAAAGCAUCCCUGACAUGCUGGACCUCGACCAUCUGACCGUCUCUGGAGACGUCACCUUUGGUAAAAACGUGUCACUCAAGGGCACCGUCAUCAUCAUCGCUAACCACGGAGAUCGGAUCGAUAUACCAGCCGGCUCCAUGCUGGAAAACAAAAUUGUAUCUGGCAACCUCCGUAUCCUGGACCACUGAGGCCUUUCUCCCCCAUCCCUGAUCUACAUCCUUAUCAUGUGACCCCUGUUUUCCCCACAUUUUUCCUGACACCAACAGAUUGUGAAGGAAGCGACUUUUCCCCUGUGUGUGAUUGCAUCUGCAGUGCUGCUCUGCAAAUCUCUGCAAGCGUUUUACUGGUUUGGAUCGGUUGGGAUAUACUUCCCCCUGCUGGCUGAGUAUAACAUGUAGAAAUAUUAACCAUGAGCUUGUCAUUAUUAAAUGGUUUUAACAAAGACAUCAGAUAACAAAUCUGAUGAUUUUAUCAUGUGCACGUUUAGCACUGCUAAUGCAAUCACUUAGUGUACUAAGAUGGAGGGAAGUAAAGUCAUGGAAGUUACGAAGAAGUUUUUACCAUUUAUUGAAAGCACAAGGAUGUCAUCACAGCGUGCAUCAUGGUUCCACAGUUCAGCCACAAAAACGGAUUAUCUGUCUCAUAUCAACAUAAAAUUGGAGUAUGGUCUCCAAUGCACUUAGCAGAUGUGCUCUCUGAUUGCUCAUCCACAAGGAGGAACCUUAGCAACAGCAUAUCAUAGGAGUUGUGUUUAAUUCAGUGUAAAACAUGUUCACAGUGUCACAAAGUUGAAGGACACUGUUUUUCUGAGCUGAAGCCACAAAGAUGGAGCAGUUCUCCAACUAGAAUACUUUCCCAUCUCAUUGAUUCAUAGACUGUGAUCCAGAUAACAGGUAAAUAAAAUCAUCAUUUUAGUGUAAACUUGCCUCAGGUUUACUGUUUGCCUAAUAAAAGACAAAAAAACUGAGUGGAAACACUAGAAAUCUGCUUUGAGGUGACAAUGAAGAUGUGUUUUUCAACUAGUUUGAGAGUCUUCUGUCUCACUACAUUGAGGUGAAUGUUUUUUUUUUGUUUGUUUUUUGUUUUUUCCUUUGGUAUGAGCUUCCCAGUUAUAAUUUGAUAUGUUUUGUUUUUUUAAUUAUGUGGAAUGAGUGUCUGUGGAACCAUGAAUUCUGAGGUGAAGUUUGUGCUAACAAAUAAUUGGGUAAUUUGCCUCCAGAGCCAUGGAAACUGUGAGAGAACUUACUGUACGUCUGUACUUCCAUUGCAAAGAUUCAAUGUCCUAACUAACCCGCCUUGACUGGAGUACGUGCCAUAGAGGAAAACGUGUUGCCUGAACCGGUUGUUUGCUCUUUUGUUUUUCAUGUUAUUACCACAAGCUGACUGUAAGGAUCCAUAUCCAGGCAUACUCACUAAGACAUGACAUGUAUUAUUAAGUGAAGGCCUUUGUUCAUUGAGUCUCAUUACAUUUGUGUUGAUUUUUACGUUAAUAUUUUUUACUUCUCCUGGUUCUUCUGUCCAUCCCUCAUUCCCUGUUGUUACUUUAUGAUACGAAAAAGGAGGCACACUGCUUUCUGUAAUGUUGGUUUACACAGAUUUGGAUUUAUUUACAGAGAAAAAUAUGUACAAGUGUCAGUGUGAGAAUACCUGAGAUGGGUCUGACUCAUGCCGACCAGGAGCCCGAAAGCAAUAAGUGUUGAUCAGUGACGGUAACGAGGUCUCAGCCAAGUUUAGCCUCUUCAGAGCUGAAUAAAGUGCAAUAUGAAGUACU
Molecule: messenger RNA, 3508 nt
Organism: Melanotaenia boesemani (Boeseman's rainbowfish)
Lineage: Eukaryota; Metazoa; Chordata; Actinopteri; Atheriniformes; Melanotaeniidae
Gene: ugp2b
Product: UDP-glucose pyrophosphorylase 2b
Exons: 10
Coding region: 399-1925 (508 amino acids)
Biological process (GO): glycogen metabolic process; UDP-alpha-D-glucose metabolic process
Cellular component (GO): cytoplasm
Molecular function (GO): UTP:glucose-1-phosphate uridylyltransferase activity
Source: RefSeq, a predicted model, not a curated record